UCUUCCAUCUGAGAAGAGACAAUCAGUGCUCCCAUAGGCUGUGCAGAUGGUUUCGUCAAGUCAUGGGUGGACUGGUGAGUGUCAAGGACAGGAUGGGACAGCACAGGGGGAUGAGCCUCCCUCAGCUUGGGGACAGCUACUGCGCUGCUGAGCUGCAGCACGCUCAUCCCCUGCAUCUCACUUGCGUGAUUACAGGAGGAAGUGGAGGUCUCGGUAGAAGAGGACGAGGAGGAGCAUGAGAAAGAGGAGUGGAAAGAUGCCAGCAACAAAAGGCAUCAGGAAGAGACUACAACAGAAGACAUCUGCCCAGCUGCAGAGAAAGAGGAGCACCUCACACCUCUCACUGCAGUAGCACAAGAGGAGGAGGCACCAGCACCACUGCCCCCUGACUUUGAUGAGCAGGAGUCAGAAGCAGAGGAACAGAAAAAGGCAUUUGCCCUGCUCAGCCCCACUGCCAGUGAGCUGGUGCUCCAGGAAACAGCCAGGCGCGUAGCGAGCGACGUCCUGCGCAAGGCUAUGGCUGUCAUCCAGGAAAUGGAUGAGCAGCCUCAGGAACAGGGGGACACCGACAAAAGCCGUGUGGAUGUGACAGUGCCAGCAAGGAGGCCUGCAGCAGUUCAGGGCACUGAGUCUCCCGUGCCUACACAGCUUCAGGCAAAAGCCAGCAAAGAACAUCUCCUAACAGUGGCAUGUGAGGGUGAAGAAGACGUGGCAUCUCCCAUGGCUGGAGACCAACAGGAAGAGGCCAGCAAAGCCACUGUCUCCCCCGCAGCAGGCGAGAGGAAAGGCACAGCUUCACUGACAGAGAUCCCUGGGGCAGAGGCUGUGACACCGCACCUUACCCCAGGGACAGACACAGGAGAUGCCACCGCUUUUCCCUUGGAUCACGUCUCACAGCACCUGGUGACCGAGGACUUUGUGACUGUCACCACCGACCCUGAGGCGCAGGAGGCAGGUGCCUCCCAGUCGCUGAGUCUGGCAGGGAGAUUCGUGGUGCUCCCCAUAACAGGGCUCGUCAAGGAGCAGGUGAGUGCCAAGGACAGGAUGGCACAGCACAGGGGGAUGAGCCUCCCUCAGCUUGGGGACCAGCUGCUGCGCUGCUGAGCUGCAGCACGCUCAUCCCCUGCAUCUCACUUGCGUGAUUACAGGAGAAAAUGGGGGUCUCGGUCGAGGAGGAGAAGCAGGAGCAUGAGAAAGAGGAGUGGAAAGAUGCCAGCAACAAAAGGCAUCAGGAAGAGACUACAGCAGUAGACAUCUGCCCAGCUGCAGAGAAAGAGGAGCACCUCGCACCUCUCACUGCAGUAGCACAAGAGGAGGAGGCACCAGCACCACUGCCCCCUGACUUUGACGAGCAGGAGUCAGAAGACGAGGAAUACAAAAAGGCAUUUGCCCUGCUCGGCCCCACUGCCGCUGAGCUGGUGAUCCAUAAAGCAGCCAGGCGCGUAGCGAGCGACAUCGUGUGCAAGGCUAUGGCUGUCAUCCAGGAAAUGGAUGAGCAGCCCCAGGAACAGGGGGACACCGACAAAAGCCGUGUGGAUGUGACAGUGCCAGCAAGGAGGCCUGCAGCAGUUCGGGGCACUGAGUCUCCCGUGCCUACACAGCUUCAGCUCUUGCAGGUCACCCCCACGCGUUCUCAGGAGGGGUCCCAUGGCUUUGAUGAGCAGGAGCCAGGCACCUCCGCCCCCCCGGACAAAGGAGCAUCCCAACAGCCACGACCAUCUCGCUUCAGAAGGGCGCUGAAGACUCUGCGCAGGGCUUUCCGCUGCUCCUGCAUCAGAGCACGAGUGGACGAGUAG
This is a messenger RNA of Melopsittacus undulatus (budgerigar), 1796 nucleotides long. RefSeq lists its product as uncharacterized. NCBI's taxonomy places the organism in Eukaryota, Metazoa, Chordata, Aves, Psittaciformes, Psittaculidae. Bases 1155 to 1796 code for a protein of 213 amino acids. The transcript is spliced from 3 exons. The record is from RefSeq and is a predicted model, not a curated record.